AUGGAAGGUAAUAUAUUUAAUAUGAUAUUAGAAACUGAAAUAUAAUCAGAAUUAAUUGGACACUAUAUUGAUAAAAUAUUACCUAGUCCAGUUAGAGAGGUUCAUGAAACAUUUUUGAAAAGGUUAAUUGAAGAAGGGAAACCAAGAUUGUUAAAUAAUGGAAUAUAAAAAUUUUAUAUAACUACAAAUAAAGGUUAUAUGAAGGAGAUAGAUAGUCUAGUAAGAUUAGGUUAGAAUAUGGAAUGUCUAACUUUUAUGACAAUUAUGGGAUACAAAUAAGAAGAUAAUUGUGGUAAAAUCUUGUUAAAUUCUAAUGGAACUGUAUAUUCAUAUUCAGAAUAAGCUAUUAAUUUACUUUAAUUAAAUAGAAUUUUAAAUCUUGAUCAUAAAAUCAAUUUAAAUUUGAAGAUUUGCAUUCCUAUUUCUUAAAAUAUCAAUGAAUUAUGUGAUGGAUUUAUUCUUAUACCUAAAGUUAAUUUAAUGAAAUCAGAUUAUAGUUUUAAGAAGAUACAUUCAAAUAAUAUAAAUUAAAUUUCCUUUUAUAAAUAUUUCCUUAAACAUCCUAAAAAAUGUAGUUUAUUUGUUGCAAUAUAUAAAUUUUGUAACUCAUCUUAUGAUGAUAAUAAAUUAUAAUAUGAAACUCUUAAUAUUUUUUAAUCCAACGAGAUAAAAGAACUUGAAAUUAAAAUGAUGACUUUAGAAUUAAUGCUAAAAUAAGUAAUGAUUCUAAAUAAUGUCUAAUCUGAAAGUUAUAUAACUAGUUAUACCACUUUUAAAUCAAUAAUCCCAGAAACUUAUUAAUUUACUAAAACUAAUAGUGGAAAGAGUCCUUCUUAUGAAGAUGAAAUGAAUGAUAAAAAUUUUGCUAUUAGCAAUGAAAGUAUUCAUAUUUAAUAGGAUCCUUAAAGUAUAUCACUUCAUUAAUUUUUUAAAUAAGAAUAAGAUUAAAAAAUGUUUCUUAAUUCAAAUAAUCAUUCAUCUAUAAUUGCAAAUUCAUUUUAAACUUAAGAUUUAUUGAUUUCACCUUUAAGAAUUAAUGAUGAAUUGAGCAAUAGAAAUAGCAAAAUAGAAAAUUAAUAAUUAAUAUAAAAUUAGUUAAAUAAUGGAGAAACACAAAUAAAUUAAUAUUUAGCUAUUAAGGAAGAUGAUGAUGUAGAAUCACCAAUAUAAUUCAAAGUAGAAAUGGAGAUGUAAGUUUCUAUUAAAGAUUUAACAGAUUAAUAAAUGAAAGAAUAGACAGAAUGGAUAAAAUCUUAAAUUAGAAUAAAUAAAUAUCAAAACUUAAAUAAAUAAUAAAAAAUUGUACCUACUGCUAUGAAAAAGAAAUCUAAUCAUAAACUUACCCUUCAAUAAUAAUCUUCUUCAGUCAAAAGUACUGAAUCUUAAAAAGGUCUUAUAAAUCACAUUAUUAAUGGAAUGCUUUAAUCAAGUCCAAAUCAAAUAUAUAGUAUUAUAUUUGUUGCACUUAUAUACACUAUAUUUUUAAUAAUAAUUGUUGUAUUAAGUAUUUUAGCUAUUAAUGAAGAUAUUCGUAAUAUUUUUCUAAAAUCAGCUGGUGGUUAAUUUUCUAUAACCUUUUUAUAAAAUAUUAAUUUAAUGGAAAUAUCCAUUCAUUUAUUAGCAAAUGAUCACCAAUUUAAAGCUCCUUAAUUUUUUAUUAGUAAUUCUACUGAUGAUUAUAUCUCUUAAAUUAGGAAUUAUAAUGAUAGAGAAUUUAUUAAUCCAGAAAUCUUAUAAAAUUUAGAAAAUGUACCAAUUUGCAUUCUUCAUACAUUUAAUGAUUAUGGAAAUUAAGUAAAAUCUUGUUUUAAUACCAGAGAUUUCUUAGUAUAUAGAUUACCAUUAUUAUUUCAUAGAAUAACAGAGGUUGUUGAGUUUUAAUAUUCAGAAUUUAAUCUCUCCAAUAUGGAAGAAAGUUACUUUUCAUUCAAUUAUCCAACUUAUUUUGAAUUAGCUACUAAUUUAAUUAAUUAAACUAAUGAAGAAAUGAGCAAAAGUUAAAAUAAUUCUUUGAAUAUUGCAUCUGUUUAUGUAAUUGUAGGUUUAAGUUCUUGUCUUAUAGCUGCUUUUUUAAUUCUUAUUGCCGAGAUAAAUAUUGCUAAAUGGAGAGUUGCUAUUAUUAGAACUCACUUUUUAUUUUAAAAUUUGUAUCAAUAAUUAAUAGAUUAAAAUUAUGAAAUUUAAAUAAUAUUAGAGGUUGAUGAAUUAUCACAUAUGAAAUAUAAUCUAUUAAAAUUAGAUAAAACUGCUUAGUAAUCUCUAAAAUAAGAAUAAAGAAUUGCUGAUCAUCGAUUAAAAAAAUAAUUUUGGAUUAGAUAAUUUUUUUUGAUAAUUCUAUUAGGUGCAUUAGAAUUAAUUUAUUUCAUACCUUAUUAUGAAUUAUUUAAAAAUUAAGUUUCAUAAGUUAUUAAUUUUCAUAAUGACAUAUAAUAUUUAGGACUUACUCAAAUUGCAUUUAGUAAUCGUUUAAUUCAUUUUAUAUAACAAUAUGCUAAUCCAUCUUAUUAAGUAGAUGAGAAAAAAUUUCAAUUAUAUGAUGAUCUAUAUACUAAUUAUGAACAUAGAUAUUUAUUUGAAUUACCCUAUGAUGAUGAACAUGAUACAUAUUCACUUACAUAUAUUGUAAAUAAUGACAUUUGUGAAAUGAAUACAAUACUUCCAAUGAUUUAAUUAGGUUAUACUUGUCCUUAUAUAUUAUAAUAAGGGUAUUCUAAAUAUUUGAUUAAUUCACAAAAUGUAUUAAGAACCAUGAAAUCAGAUUAUGAUAAUAAUCAGGAAUUUAUGUAAAUUUUAAAAGAUCAAGAUUUUUUAGAUAUUAUAAUAGCCUAUGGUUUUGUGUUUCCUUAAUUUAAUUUCAACAGAGAUAAUAUUUUUAUUAAUUUUAAUAUCUUUAAUGAGAAUUCAAGAGCUUAGGCUAUUUUAAUGGCCACUUUAAUUCUUAUAGCCAUUUUGAUUGUAUUUUUACUCAUUAUUUAUGGGAUUUCUAAACAAUUUCUAAAUAUUAUUAUUGGAGUCAAACUUUCACUAUUAAUAUUUUCAAAAGAAUAAUUAGCAAGAAAUAAACAUCUAGUUUAAGUUUUAAGUUAAGAAGUAACGCUUGAUUGA
This is a messenger RNA of Paramecium sonneborni, 3105 nucleotides long. The record is from the annotation of a GenBank genome assembly. NCBI's taxonomy places the organism in Eukaryota, Ciliophora, Oligohymenophorea, Peniculida, Parameciidae.